This is a messenger RNA of Brassica rapa (field mustard), 4812 nucleotides long. RefSeq lists its product as uncharacterized. NCBI's taxonomy places the organism in Eukaryota, Viridiplantae, Streptophyta, Magnoliopsida, Brassicales, Brassicaceae. Gene Ontology annotation, biological process: negative regulation of cell population proliferation. The record is from RefSeq and is a predicted model, not a curated record.
CCUUUUAUGUAUUUUUCUUCGUUCAAUAAUGGACAUGUAAAAAGAAAAAGUGACAUAUUUUUCACGUAUGAGAAUAACAGUGAUCUACCAUCACUACCUGCUGGGCUGCUCCAUGUGCGAGCGGUCGGUUUCUACGAAAAAGACCCGCAGGCGUUAAGUCAACACAUCUAGAUGAGCCAAUUAAAUAUUAGAACCUUCCUCGAGUUUACAGUUGUGCCCCCACAUCACAUGACUUGUCCAUGCCCAAAGAUUGGGCCAUAUUCACAUAGCUUAUAGGCCCCAUUCUUAAUCAGCGAGCACAGAGCUUUGAAGCGACUAAGAGCUCGUAUAGGCCGUUCAACGCUGUAUCUCGCUAGAUAUUCUGAAAAGAGGUGGUUGUUCCAACAGCUGUUGUGCAGUUUGGUCCUUACAGAUGGAUCAGACAUCCGAUAUAUGCUUCUUUCCGCGACAUACUGCACUCCGCUGCGUGCGCCUUUGAGCCUGUUGUUUCUUGUAACGGUUUGUGUGGUUUACUACAACAAGAAGGCGAAGCUAGAGGAAGGAUUGAUGGUUUAGAGUUUCGGACAAAGCAAUUUGGAUUAUGCUGAUAGGGUUAGGCACAAGUUCAUUCCUUUUGUUUACUAAUGCGUUAGAGGCCAUGUGUUGUGUGACUUGUGUCUAAUUAUCUGGUAUCUAUCAGUCAAAAGAUGUAUGAAUGAAUAUAAUUAAGUUGUAUUUUUUUUUUUUCAUUUUGGAAUGUUAGGCUUAUGAAAAGGAUAUGCUUUAAUGCUAUUCGUGGCUCCCCUUAAUCUCCAGUUCAAGAUAUUUCUCAGUGAUUAGUUUAGUGUAGAGUUCAGCACGAAUCUGACUUAAAGUGUAUGAAUACCUUCAGUUAAAAACCUAAGCUGUUUGCUUUCUGAGUGUUUUCUCCUUUACACGAAGGAACCGCAAAGGGAACAAUCUUAAUCAUGAUUAGUUUAAUAAAGUGAGCAAGUGACCAUUGCUAAUCUAAUAAUUUUCCUAAUCCCACUUGUUCUACACUAAUCAAUCAUAUGAUUAGUUUAGUUAAUUUAUUCCAUCCUGAUAAACCUUUAAUUUGUCUCCCUUUGCAUUUGCAACCCAUUAACUAUUCUCCACCUGGAAAUGUUUCUUUAAUGACUUCUUCAUAUUACUUUGGAGAUUAAAAAGUUUUGAGGUUUGUGUAUAAACACACUCGGUAUUUUCAGAUAUUUCACAUGAAAAAAACCCAUUAGAGCCCUUCUUCUCACACUUGUGCAGUGAAGUGGGCUUGUGUUUGUUGAUGUGAUUUCUCUCUCUCUCUCUCUCUCGCUCUUCCUUUCAAAAGUUAAUCAUCAGAUAGUUUUCCUCCUCAUGCUAGUUCUGUCCCUUUCCAAGUGAUUUUACAUCGACCAACUAGCUUUCUUCAUUGCAGUGUAUAUAUUCAUGCACCUCUCUCUCUGAAUAUUCUAUCCCCAAAAUCAUCUUGCUGAUUGAUUUGUCUUCUGAAUCCUCUUGCUUCCCUUUAGAGCUCAAACCGAUUAGGGUCUUUCGUCUGUGGUUGUCUGGUUGAUUUGUUUGGGUUGUUAACAGCCGGUAGUUGCAGAUGCAGCAUCAUCAAGAUUCACAAGUGAAGUGGUUUCCUUGGUUUUCGCCUCUCCAUCCGAAAACAAAGGGUUCUUCUCGAAUGGGAAUCUUGAUGAUGCUGCAUCAGCAUAUACAUGGCUACUCGUUCGCUAAUGAAGAAAGUAAAGAUGUCUUGGCGAAAAUGUUACAAGGGCUAAAAAAUACAAGGUAAAGUACUAAAGUCUCUUUCUCUUUGUUUAUGAGUCUUGACAAUUUCUUGAUCACGUCCAUGUUCUGACAUAUCCAUAAGUUUAUGAUGUUUCUUUCUUGAUUUUGUUGUUUGGCAAAACCAUUCACAUGUAGAGCUUUCAACGGAUCCCGCACAUGCUUUAAAAAACUAUACAAAAUCGUGACAGUUAUAUUUAAAAGUAGACCUUGAUAAGAUAUAAAAUGAAUGUGAAUAGUGAGAACUCAGAAGUGAAAUGUCUCUUGUGGUUAUUGUUUGUGAGAACUCACAUGGUCACAUGUGUAAAUGCCUAUGGACCCAAGGUAUAUCGUGCAUUUAUAUAGUUUCUUUGACCUGAUAAUGGCAAAUAAAACAUUUUUCCACAUGGAUCAUAUGAAUCUCGAGGCACAAUUUCCUUGUUAGAACAAGUUUUACUUAGAAAUUAACAGAAAAUGAAAAUAAUAACAUCUUUGAAAGUUUCAUUAAAUGCAUAUUCAAUUUUCAAAGCCUACAUAAGUCGGUGGGUUUAUUGUGAAAAAAAAGUAAAUUUUAAUUUCACUUGCUGUUUGUUUUACAUUUCUAAAAGAUAUUUGUUGAUGAAUUUUCUUUGGCUAAAUCGUACACGGUCCCCAACUCCUAAAAGAAUCAUUUAAUCUGCCUUUUGAUUAAGUAAUUAACGACAACAAAAAGUAAGUAAUGACGUACGUCAACAACUACUUAAAUAAGCGUCUGUGCUUGGUAUUUUUAUAUGAUGAUCUAGCAGGUUAAACCAUAAUCUCGAUUUAUGUAUAAUAUGCUUUGAGUUUAUAUCGAAACUCCGUAUAUCCUAUAAUGGUUAUCCAUCAUUUAUAGACGCUUGGUAACAAAUAACACUACGUGUUUUUUCAAAAAAGAAAAACAAAUAACACUACGUGUAGUCUACAGAUUUUACUGGUAUCAUUCAUCAUUAUGGCACCCAGCUUAGCUUAUCACGAACUAGGCAUGCAGGCUAUUUUAAUUAGGAGUUGCUUAAAAUUUCGAAAUAACUCAUAUGUAUCAAGUUGGAAUUUAGUUGCUUACUAAGUUAGCUAUAAAAUGAAUCGAGACUGUAUUUCACUAAAAACAAUUAUUAAAAAGUGAACCCUUUGUUUUUGGUCAAAACGAAUCUCUAAACUACAAUGUUUCAACUUUUAUUUAAGAUAUAUAUAUAUUAUUAAAUAUGUGUAUGUACACAUAUCUCUAUAUUGCUCUAUACUACAUUACUACUAUUUAUAAGAUGUGGUUUAAAAGCUUUGACCUAUUUCUUUCCAAGCUUUGUUUGAAUUAUAGCUCUAUCUAUAAUUCAAACAUCAAACAAAUACACACACGCACACACACAUUCUAUAUUGAUGUACAUCUAUAUACAGUGUUGGAUCGAAAGUACCGAGAACAUCCACUCUUGAUUCAUGGAUGAUGUGAAGUUGUGGAGAGUUUCCAAGAAAGAUUCCAUCUUCGAGACCACUCCUUUUUCUUCAAAACCCGACGUUUUCAGACGAAGCUUCUCAACAAAAGCAUCUUCUUCUUCAAAACCCAUAUUGCCAAGAAGUUUCUCGACAAAACCUACUUCGUAUUCUUCUUCGGAACCAAUCUUUAGACGGAGUUUCUCUGCAAAACCCACUCCGUUGAAACCUCCGUUUCUAUCUAGAAGCGGUUCCACCAAAGGUCAAGCUGACACAUCGUCUACCAAGUGUUCCAUCUCUCGGAGCUUGUCUCAAAAAGGCGCUUCGGUGACCCGAAAGUGUCGUAAUGUGGCGAAGGAGCACAAGUCCCGGUUCUACAUCUUGAAACGCUGCGUUUUCAUGCUCGUAUGUUGGCACAAACACGCCUAAAAUCCUUAGAGAUGUGACGAAAGAAGAUUAGUUAGUUAAUUACAGAGAAUUUACUCGUUUUAUAUUUUCAUUUUUCACCCAUCCAUUAUUAUACCUUUAUAAAAAGUAUUGUUUUCUUUACUCCGUCUGUGUUAACUGUUAAGUAUUUUGUUUACUUUACAGUUUUACUUCUACAAAAAGUAUUGUUUUAUAUCUUCAAAUAUUAAAGAAAACAUCAAAUUUUACACACUGUUGUAAUUCACAAACCAAAAAUGGUAUAAUAGCUAUCUUUAAUUAUUUUCAAUAUGUACAAAAAGGUCUAAGACUGCACUAAUUUGAAACGGCAUAAGCAUUGUAUUGAUAUUGCAUCGACUCAUGAUCUGAUGUAAUACAAUGAUUAUUAUUUUUAUUUUUUUGAUCAAAUACAAUGAUUAUUAUUAAGCUCAAGCUAUACUUUCACUGUUUCACACGAGUAAUUUGUAAUGAUAUUCUUUUAAUUGUUGUGUGAUUGAUUGUAAAGUGAAAAAGAUUCCCUCUGAAACAUUGGGAAUUUAAAAGACAUAAACAAAACUGUACCGGUGUUCCAGCUCCACUGUUCGCACUUAUAUAUGUCGGUCCAUCUUACAGAUAAAUCAAAUAAAACAGCUUAAAUACCAUCCCCUGGAUAUAACUGUUAGCAAACUUAAAAAAAAUUGUUAGCAAAUUAACCCGCAUUGUGUUAUUUCUUUUGGUUGAAUCGCAUUGUUGGGCUUGAGUCACUUGGCAUUUGUUGAACAAUUAUGUGAUGGACCUGACCUUAAAGAAAACAUCGUAUGGGAUAAUUAACCGAGGUAAGUUUAAUGGGUGGUACAAUCAAUUUUUUUCUUUUGCUAAGAAUGUUAGUAUCCCAUUAAUUAAAAUGAACGUUUGAUACAAGGUAUUAGUUUGGAUCCCAUUUUGUAUUGACAGCGUCAUAGCUUGAUGGUUUCUAAGUGCCCAAAUAAGCUAAAAACACUUGGAGAACUUAAAGCAGGUUUAGCAAGUUCCUCAAGAAACAAAUGCUAGUGAAACUAAGAGUGUAGUACAAUUUUCUUUUAACGAUUUACAUUGAAUUGUUUUCCUCGAAAUUGAACUUGAAAGAUAAUGAAACAGAUUUUAACAAAGGAAUUAGUGAAACUAAAGUUGUGAACAAAAUUAAUCCCAAAUCAUAACAAUAGAGAGCAAGAUAACACCGAGGAA